UGAAAAGUUGUCCAUACGAUUCAACACAUGUAACUUGGCUAAACGCAUUUGACAUCGGUGUUCUGGGCAAAGUUUUUUCGUUGCCAAAGGUUGGUAGGUGCCUGAGAGCGUAACAUUUGAAUCAAGUUAAAAGUUUAGAACAACAUUGGCAGGUGUGGGGGUAAAAAGAACAGUCCAAAUGGAAGGACCUGCUAGGCCACAUCGUCUAUGCAGAACCACGGCACCUGUCUGACAAUUACUUGACAAUUAUUUGCACAUCGAGUGCAGAUGGCAGAAAAAGGGUCUCCUCCAUCCAGAGCGUAUAAAAGCAAAAAGUGUGCCGCUCGUCAAUUCAGUCUAGUCACAAUGCUCAGAGUUAAGGAUCUUCUGCUGUCGCACGACAUCUUCGACAAUAUUAUCUUUCAUCUGCAUCUGCGUUGCUUUCGCUUAUAUGGCUAUGUGUCGGCCAAGGAUCAGUGCAGACCCUGGCUGUCGCUGGCGCGCUGCAUCUUUUUCACGGCCUGCAUCUGGCUGACCUGUGUCCUGAUGCUGGCACGCGUCUUUCAAGGCUACGAGAGUCUCAUCGAUGGCGCCAUAACCUGCGCCACGACCGUCCAGUACCUUGCCGUGUCCAUUUCCACCCUAAACGCCAUCGUGCAGAGGAAACGAGUUAUCUCUUUGUUGCGUGAGAUUAAUGUGGAUAUGCAACAGCUGAUGAUCUCGGCGGAUAUUGGUGAAUGGGAUUUGUUAUUGUCUACCCAGAAAUACACUCGAAAAAUCACUUUAAUUCUGUGGGUUCCAUCGAUGGUGGCGGGGCUUCUGGCCUGGACGGACUGCAUCUAUCGGACACUCUUCAUGCCGGAGACAGUUUUUAACAUGCCCGCCGUGAGAGCUGGGAAGGAGCAGCCCAUACUUCUUUUUAAGCUGUAUCCCUUUGGCGAGCUCUGCGACAACUUUGUGAUCGGCUAUCUGAGCCCCUGGUAUGCCCUAUGUUUGGGUAUCACAACUAUUCCACUGUGGCAUACCUUCAUCACGUGCCUCAUGAAGUACAUGCAUCUCAAGCUGAUUAUACUCAAAAAGAAGGCAGCGGAAAUGAAUAUCACGCGCCUCAAUGCAUUCUUAGACCCGGAUCGCCUGACACCCGCUCAGCUGAACCGCUGGCAAAUAGAACUAAUCAAAACGUUUGUCAAGGAUCAUCUGAAGAUCCGUAGAUUUGUGCACGAGCUGGAGCAGCUCAUUCGCGUGCCUGUCAUGGCCGACUUCAUCAUUUUCUCCGUUCUCAUAUGCUUUCUAUUUUUUGCCUUGAGUGUGGGUUCUCCUAGCAAAAUCGACAACAUUUUCAUGUUCAUUUAUAUAUUUGUCAUGGCUUCAAUUUUGUGGAUAUAUCAUUGGCAUGCUACGCUUAUUUCUGAAUGCCACGAGGAAUUGUCCUUUGCCUAUUACUCAGCACCCUGGCAUGCAUACGAUCAAACUAUGAAACGAACAAUUCUCCUUAUGAUUGUACACGCCCAGAGGCCAAUGAAAAUGCGAGCCGUGAUGGUCCAACUGAGUGUUGAGACCUUCAUAGACAUUGUACGUGGAGCCUACACCUAUUUUAAUAUUCUGAGCCAGCUUUAUUAGACCAAAUGCGAUUCUCACGGACCUGGACAUUCUGGACACAC
Drosophila guanche is the source of this 1640-nucleotide messenger RNA. It is a transcript of the gene Or56a, whose product is annotated as odorant receptor 56a. NCBI's taxonomy places the organism in Eukaryota, Metazoa, Arthropoda, Insecta, Diptera, Drosophilidae. The transcript is spliced from 6 exons. The record is from RefSeq and is a predicted model, not a curated record. Bases 268 to 1599 code for a protein of 443 amino acids. Gene Ontology annotation, biological process: detection of chemical stimulus involved in sensory perception of smell; sensory perception of smell. Gene Ontology annotation, molecular function: olfactory receptor activity; odorant binding. Gene Ontology annotation, cellular component: plasma membrane.